CAAGCUUUGAACACAUGUUGUUGUUAUUGUGUACACUAUACAGUAUACAGUGUCUGUUAAGGAUAGCGAAGAAUUUGUGACUGUAAAAGGUGUAGCUAGUCUGGUUUGCUGAGUAACUAGAUACCAACCUUCAGGUGAGGAAGCUGAAGCAGUUUCACGUUGGCAAACCUAGAUAACAAUUCAACAGUCCAGAAGAACAAAAUUAUUCUUUGUUCUUUGGGCCCAUACAGAAGUGAAAUCAGAGAAACUGAAAAUGGGGAAAACAACAAAAGACAAGAGAGAUAUUUACUACCGCAUGGCAAAAACUGAAGGGUGGAGAGCAAGGAGUGCUUAUAAACUGAUACAAAUUGAUGAAGAAUAUAAUAUUCUUUCAGGUGUACAAAGAGUUGUUGACCUUUGUGCAGCCCCAGGUAGCUGGAGUCAGGUUUUGUCCCAGAAAUUAAGGUCCAAAAAUGAGAGUGCAGACGAUAGUGUGAAGAUAGUGGCAGUGGAUUUGCAGUCAAUGGCCCCAAUUCCUGGUGUUAUCUGCAUACGGGGUGACAUAACAGACACCAACACAGCUGAAAGAAUAAUAAAAGAGUUUGAUGGAUGUCCAGCAGAUCUUGUCAUUUGUGAUGGUGCACCAGAUGUUACUGGUCUACAUGAUCUUGAUGAGUAUGUUCAAUCGCAGUUGUUGCUAGCUGCAUUUAAUAUUACAUCACAUGUCUUGAAGCCAGGUGGAACAUUUCUUGCAAAGGUGUUCCGUGGAAAUGAUAUUGAUUUGGUUUAUUCACAGAUGAAGAUAUUUUUUCCCAGUGUUGUUGUUGUCAAACCAAGCAGCUCACGAAAUUCUAGUAUUGAGGCUUACAUACUGUGCAGGAACUACACACCACCUGAAGGCUACAAACCAACUAUGCUAAAUCCAUUACUUACACAAACAGAUUGUGACUUCAGGUCUCUCACUGAAGUUAACCGUGCUAUUGUUCCUUUUCUAAGCUGUGGAGAUUUGAAUCUGUACUGAUAGACAUCACUCAUUGGCAGAAGAACUGUCAAAUUUCAAGAAGAAGUAUAGCUUGUUGUUAUGGCUACUUCAUAAUAGUGACAGUAGCAAAAUGCAUCAAACAAGAAAAGUCCAAGAUGAAACAACAACAAUAUGGAAAGGAUAGAUUGCUGCUCACCACAUAGAGGAGGCAAUGUGUCACAGACAGGUACAGUGAAAAAGACUGCUGAAGCACCUCUGUGUGGUGAGUAGCCAUUAAUUGUUGUUGCCAAAUAAGAACAUUUGUUUUGCAAGCUUUUACUUCGUAUAAUAAUGAAUAAAUAUCACUUCAGUCAAUCCAAAUGAAGAAUGACUUAACUGCAGUUGCAACUGUCAUUACUGGCUGCUUGCUACUUAAAUAACUUCAGUUGUGGGUGGUGCUAGAACCUCACAUGGGCUUCAACAAACAUUUACUCAGUGUUAAUUACACUGAUAUAGUGUCAGUGGUUUUUGUUUCAGGUUGCAGUAGUUUAUUCUGUGCAGAAACAUAAUGAUUGAAGUAUAUUACUUGUUUCUUAGAAAGGUAUUUUAUCUUGUAGUGUAAAUUUUGUCAAUACUUUGAUGCAGUAAGUGUACCUGUGGAGAAAGUUCCAGAAAGCUUGCAGUUCUUGUGGUACAAAUACAAAUUCUUCCAACAAAUCCAUUUUGUAAUAUUUGUAUGCAAUACAGCGAUUGAACUGGAGUCACUCUGCCAUCUCUUUUAUUCACAUCAUGUGGCAGAAUGAUAUUGAAUGUUUCCAACGACUCGGACAGUGUUUGAAUACAUGAGGUUAACGGUUUAUGAUGUACGCUAAGUUCACUACUAAACUAUAAAUUUUGAACAGAAUGGUGUAAUUUCUUGUGAAUUGACAGUGCAGCAUGUGUUUCUGUAAUCCUAAAUGGUACCAAAACAAAUGUUUUACACUUUUAAUGACAAAUUGUGUUUGCAAUAAAAUGCAUUUUAAUGACCUUCUCUUAG
This is a messenger RNA of Schistocerca cancellata (South American locust), 1976 nucleotides long. RefSeq names its product putative tRNA (cytidine(32)/guanosine(34)-2'-O)-methyltransferase. Gene Ontology annotation, cellular component: cytoplasm. NCBI's taxonomy places the organism in Eukaryota, Metazoa, Arthropoda, Insecta, Orthoptera, Acrididae. The transcript is spliced from 9 exons. The record is from RefSeq and is a predicted model, not a curated record. The coding region runs from base 254 to 1000 and encodes 248 amino acids. Gene Ontology annotation, molecular function: tRNA methyltransferase activity. Gene Ontology annotation, biological process: tRNA methylation; cytoplasmic translation.